GAAGAAGAAGAGAAGUUAGAGGGAAAUCGCCGUGGAAGCCAACGGGGAAGAAGUUUAGGUUACAGUUUCUUCUAUUCUCUGAACCCAUCAAAGUAUUCCGUAACCCUAGAUUUUCUUUACCCAAUUACUUCAUACUUUUUGUUUUUUUGGGCCGGCUUUGGACCGUGGGGCUCGCAAUUCUCGAGAAUUAUUCAAAAAAAGUUUCAUUUUUAGCGGUGUCGGUAGAAGUUUUGAAACCCUAGAAUCCGAGAUGGAAAACUGCUGUUUCCUGGAGUUUGAGGGUUUCUUCUUCCAACAUCUCCACAGAUCAUAACAUAGGAUGAGCAGUAGUCAGCACUUCUUUUACCCCUCUCUAUUUGCUUGAAUCAUUUGUGAGAGAACUCUGAUCUCGCCCUGUAAUACCAUUUUAUAUACCCUUCCCAUUUAGUCCUGGAACAUGAUGUCACCUGUGCCCGUUUCACAGUUUCAAAUUUGAUGCUGCUGGUGCAUUUUCUUUGCUUGUAACCAUACACAGUUUGUCUUGAAGAAUCCUCCUUUCUUUUAUUGGGAGGGGGCACCGAAACAAAAAGGAUAGGGUGCAUCUGAGGGAGGCUGUUGCUCAUUAGAUCAGGAAUCAGGAUAUAAGGACCCUUUAUAGUCUCCUUUUGGGUCCUCUCAUACGAGUCAUCCAGGGAGACACUUGUGUUGGGCCAUGGCAGGGUAUGUUCCUAAGAUAAGUGUUGCUGGAGAUGAGCCAGUGGUCACCACAGGUCAUAAAGAAAGAGGAAAAAAUGACAUUGAAGAGCGGCUUGGGUUCUUGGAGGACAAGAUCCUGAGUUGGGAUUCUGAUCAGUCCAUGAUUUGGGAUCGUGAUCCAGAGGAGGCUUCUAAGUAUCUAAAGGCAGUGGCUGAAGUCCGAGUGCUCACUGAAAACUUGGACAGUUUGCAUUUAGACAUCGAAGACAGGGAGCAUGAUGUACUCUUGAGCCGUGCAUAUAAUAUUCUACAGAUGGCAAUGGCAAGGCUGGAAGAGGAGUUUAUUCACCUUCUCAUUCAGUACCAGCAACCUGUGGAGCCUGACCGCAUGUCUUUUCGUUCAACUGAAGAGGAUUCUGUAGAUGCUUAUUCAUUUAGCUCCUUCGAUGAGGAGCAAGUUGAGGGUAGAAUUCGAGGUGAUAGUAGUAGGGGCUCCGAAGAGUUUGUAAUUGAUCUGGUUCACUCUUGUGCAAUCUUUGACCUUAAACGCAUAGCUGAAAUGAUGUUCUUGGCCAACUAUGACAAAGAAUGCUGUCAGGCUUAUAUCAGUCUUAGAAAGGAUGCACUAGAUGGGUGCUUAUCUGUUCUCUGCAUGGAAAGGUUCAGUAUUGAAGAUGUUCUGAAGAUGGAUUGGACUACAUUAAAUUGCAAGAUCAAGAGGUGGAACUGCAUGAUAAAAGUUUUCAUUCGGGUCUAUCUUGUCAGUGAAAGACGCCUUUGUGACCUUAUCUUCGGGGACUUAUCCCAGUCUGUAAGAGACUCUUGUUUUGUUGAGACCUCAAAGAGCUCAAUCCUGCAACUUCUCAACUUUGCUGAAGCUGUAGCGAUUGGACCUAUGAUGCCAGAUAAACUGUUCCGGAUACUUGAUAUGUAUGAAGGUUUGGCAGAUCUCUUCAUGGACAUACAAGCUUUGUUUCCUGAAGAGUGUGGUGCUUGCAUCUUAUUAGAAUGUCACGAGGUGUUGCUGAGAUUGGGUGAACAUUUGAAGGGUACCUUAAAUGGGUUGAAGAAUCGCAUUCGAACUAGCACAUCGAACAUUCCACUUGCUGGAGGUGGAAUACAUCCUCUUACAAAGUAUGUCAUGAACUACUUAAAUGUCCUGGUUGAUUCAAAUGAGAUCCUCAAUAUGCUUCUUGACGAUCAAGAUAGGAACCAGUCCGCACCAUUGGAAGAUGGCGGGGGGAGCUCCUAUCUCAAUUCCUCUCCAAUGGGCGGCUACCUCAAGGAUGUAACCUCAAUUCUUGAAUCCAACCUCGAGACUAAAUCGAUGUUGUACAAAGAGGAUUCCUUGCAGUAUUUCUUUAAGAUGAAUAAUGUGUGCUACAUGGUGCGCAAGGUCAAGGACUCUGAGCUAAGAAUGUUUCUUGGAGAUGACUGGAUCCGCGAGCACCGCAGGAAGUUCCGUCAUCAUGCUAUGUGCUAUGAGAGGGCUUCAUGGAAUCAUGUCCUCUCAUUCUUGAAGGAUGAGGGAAUUGGGAGCUCGGGCUCCAGCACUCCUUCAAAGACAAUUCUAAAGGAGAGAUUUCAAAAUUUCAACCUUGCGUUGGAAGAGGUGUACAGGGUCCAGACGGCAUGGAUAAUUCCAGAUGUCCAGCUUCGAGAAGAUCUGAGAAUCUCGAUAUCGCUCAAGGUGCUGCAAGCAUAUCGGACUUUCAUGGGUAGGUACGGUAAUUACCUAGAUGGUGCGAGACACCGCGAGAAGUACAUCAAAUACCACCCAGAUGAUCUGGAAAGCUGCCUGCUGGAUCUCUUUGAGGGGUCAGCAAAGGCUCUGCAUUACCCUCGUAGGAGGUGAAACCAAAACUGACAAUGUUUUCCAGGUUGUUUUUUUCCCUUUUCUGUUGAAAAAGUUUCACUAGCUAUUCAUGUUUGGCAACUAGCAUCAGAAAGUGUUUAGUCUUAAAAUUAGCAGUUUAGGAUGAUUUCUGGCUCCUAUAGGCUGCUUUUUCUGUCAUUUCCAAUGAUACUGUGAUACUCGGUAUACAUUGUUAUGUGUAAACUAUUUCUUUUAAGUUUCUGGAUCUUGGCUCCAACACA
This is a messenger RNA of Elaeis guineensis (African oil palm), 2772 nucleotides long. Its product is annotated as exocyst complex component EXO70E2. The record is from RefSeq and is a predicted model, not a curated record. Gene Ontology annotation, cellular component: exocyst. Gene Ontology annotation, molecular function: phosphatidylinositol-4,5-bisphosphate binding. Gene Ontology annotation, biological process: exocytosis. NCBI's taxonomy places the organism in Eukaryota, Viridiplantae, Streptophyta, Magnoliopsida, Arecales, Arecaceae.